This is a messenger RNA of Pelmatolapia mariae (spotted tilapia), 1344 nucleotides long. RefSeq names its product V-set domain-containing T-cell activation inhibitor 1-like. NCBI's taxonomy places the organism in Eukaryota, Metazoa, Chordata, Actinopteri, Cichliformes, Cichlidae. The transcript is spliced from 8 exons. The record is from RefSeq and is a predicted model, not a curated record. Gene Ontology annotation, cellular component: external side of plasma membrane. Gene Ontology annotation, biological process: cell surface receptor signaling pathway; immune response; positive regulation of T cell proliferation. Bases 93 to 1076 code for a protein of 327 amino acids.
CUGAACGAGCUAAUGACUGGGAUCAAGUCCGUCGUGUUUUUGACCAUGCUGAACUGUCGGUGGAUAAAAGGAGUCUGAUCAGCAGCAGGAAUAUGGAACUGAGCAGGAUAAUCGGGAUCAAGUGUGUUGUUCUGGCUUUUCUGUGGACUCUUACAAAUGGAGAUACUGAGGUGUCCUGUGUUUUCCAGGAAAGUUGCAUCUUACCCUGCAGUUUCCAAGGUAGCACCGAUGCAGUUAUCAGCUGGAGUCUGCUCAAGGCAAGACAUGUGUCCAUUCUCUCCUACAACUCCAACCAAGACCAGCUUACACAACAGGAUGAGCACUUUAGAGGCCGGGCAUCAUUAUUUAAAGACCAGAUAUCUAAAGGAAACGCCUCACUCCAGCUGACAUCAGUGGAGUUUCAAGACGAAGGCAGAUACAAAUGUGCAACAGGAGGAAACAAUGAUUCAUUUAUCAGCCUAAAAGUGGACGCUCCAGUCCGUGAGGUCAACAUUGAGAAAGCAGAAAACAGGAUCACCUGCAGCUCUGAGGGGAUCUACCCCGAACCUGUGCUCACCUGGUCCACCAGCCGUCAAACCGUCUUCAGGAGCACAACCAUAGUCCAGCAGAGUGGACCGAAUGGAGAACUUUAUAACAUUAAGAGUUCUGUGAUAUUGCCUGACACCAAACAUGAUUUUACUGAUAUGACCUACAGCUGCACUGUCAGCACUCGCAGCAACAACAAAACAGCCAUUUUGUCAAACCGCAACCUGAAAGAAGGCAUCGCUAAAGGCAUGGUGGCAGGCGUCAUCAUGAUUGCGGUAAUAUUAGGCCUGAUACCGAUAUGCUGCAAUAAAUUUAACAGUAAGAUGCACCAAAGCUGCUCAGUGCCAAUGAGUGUGCUGCCUGCAGUGGAAACAGGAUCAAUGGAGUUACAGGCUCAGCAGGUUCCUGAUGCUGCAGAAAUAUCAAGUCAACUCGAUUUGGUCCUGACAGAAAAAACUUCAGAGGAACUGAAAACACUGAUCACACCUGGGCACGAUCAUGAGGGAGAUGAUUUAUUACCAAAGGCAGCGGCAGAACCCACAGAAAUGUGAAUCCUGUAGAGACACGGCCUCAGACAACCUGACCUCUCCAUUUAUUAAAUCAUUUUUAAAUGUAUCUGUUAAAUGUACCUGACUCAGUAUCAUUAAAUGAUGCUGAUACACUCUGAGGUCUUUUCUGUUCUCCAUCAGUGACACUAAUGCUCACUUUGCACAUGUAUGUGAAGUUCUUUGAUAUUUUGAGUUUGAGAUUAUGGUUUCUCCUCUACCUCAUGUACUCGAUAAAAUGAUACAAAAUAAUCAAGCAGAAAGAAAAAGUCAC